Chelonus insularis is the source of this 620-nucleotide messenger RNA. RefSeq lists its product as uncharacterized. The transcript is spliced from 2 exons. Lineage: Eukaryota; Metazoa; Arthropoda; Insecta; Hymenoptera; Braconidae. Bases 103 to 489 code for a protein of 128 amino acids. The record is from RefSeq and is a predicted model, not a curated record.
UUUAAAUAAUAUUUAAAAUUAUAUUGAAUCAAUUAUCAAAACUGCAUCUUAUUAUUACUUUUUAUAAUACGUAUAAACUAUUUCUUGAUCGGUCGAUUUUCUAUGGAUGAUGUGUUAAAGCAGGAAUGGAUGAUUGCUAUCGCGAGAACUUCUAUUUCGCCAAAUUCAUAUGUUUGUAGUGAUCAUUUUACAAAUGAGUCGUAUCAUCAGACUAAUGAAUACACGACUUUAAAACGAUUAUUAUCAAAUGCAAUUCGUAAUAUAAUAAAAAAUCCAGAAGUACCAUUAGACAGUACUAUUACAGUUGCUGAAUCAACUAAUAAAGAUGAUCUUAAUAGUCAAUCUGGAUACAGUGAUAUUAAAAUCGAAAUCAACAAACGGAAAAAACCUUAUCCUUUCACAUUUAAAGAUUUGACGAACAAGAAAUUUCGUUUCAAAAAUAGUGUUCAAACAGAAUCCAUCGAAAGAAAAGAUUUCAUUUAUUUCUGAUACAGCAUGGGAACGAUUCCUCAAAUUAAUGAUUUAUAAAAAUAAUCAAAUAGCAGUUGUUCGUAACAAAUAUUUAAGAAAAAAAAAAAAUUGAGAAUUUAACGAUAAUAAUUGAGAAAUUAAAGAUGAAA